Messenger RNA from Talaromyces stipitatus ATCC 10500, 2300 nucleotides. Its product is annotated as actin-binding protein, putative. Lineage: Eukaryota; Fungi; Ascomycota; Eurotiomycetes; Eurotiales; Trichocomaceae. Gene Ontology annotation, molecular function: actin filament binding. The record is from RefSeq and is a predicted model, not a curated record. The transcript is spliced from 8 exons. Gene Ontology annotation, biological process: actin filament organization. The coding region runs from base 242 to 1984 and encodes 580 amino acids.
AUACUUUGUAUCAAGUAGUCCUUCUCGAACUUGUUGUCGUGGAUGACAACGUACGUGGUGGGCUAGGACCCCUGGACUUUACCGGCAGGCAACUAACUUAUCGGCGGCGAGGCUGAGACUCCAAGCUUGCUCCCUUCUCUUCCCACUCUUGUUUCUCCAUAUUCUCAAUUGUUUAUCAAGGUCCUGGCGACCACUUUCCUAUUUUCGGUUCGUCAAUUUCCACAUUAUUGUUUCCACCACCAUGUCUGGUCGUUUCGUCCGAUCGUCGAAGUAUCGACACGUUUUUGGCCAACCCACAAGACGAGAACAAUGCUAUGACAACCUGCGAGUGUCCCGCAAUGCUUGGGACACCAACCUGCUCAAAGUCAAUCCCCAAUACCUGGCAGUUAACUGGGAGGCCGGUGGUGGCGGUGCGUUUGCGGUCAUUCCUCUUGAAGAGCGAGGGAAACUCCCCGAGAAGAUGCCCUUGUUCCGAGGACACACAGCCGCUGUCCUCGAUACCGACUGGAACCCUUUCAGUGACUCCCUGAUUGCGUCCGGUUCCGAUGAUGGCAAGAUCUUCCUUUGGCGUGUACCCGACAACUUUACCAUUCGCCCCGACGUCGAACCCGAUCAAAUCCAAGAUAUCUCUCCCGUCGGCAAAUUGAGUGGACAUCCCAAGAAGGUUGGGCACGUCUUAUUCAACCCUGCCGCCGAGAACGUGCUCGCGACAGCGUCAGGCGAUUUCACAAUCAAAAUCUGGGACAUUGAAGCCGGUGCCGCCAAAUAUACCUUGAAACUAGGCGAUAUUGUCCAGUCUCAGUCAUGGAGCGCCAAUGGAUCACUUCUCGUAACAACAUCCCGUGACAAGAAGCUGAGGCUGUGGGAUGUUCGCCAAGAGCGCCCUGCUCAGGAAACUGCAGGACAUUCUGGAGCCAAAAACAGCCGAGCCGUAUGGAUGGGCGAACAUGACCGCGUUGUCACAACCGGUUUCUCUAAGAUGAGUGAUCGUCAGCUCGCUCUCUGGGACAUUCGCGCGGCUCGUGAACCCAUUAGCGGGUUCAAGACGCUGGACUCUAUCUCUGGUGUGUGCGUUCCUUUCUGGGAUGACGGUACUCAAUGUCUAUACUUGGCUGGUAAAGGUGACGGUAACAUUCGCUACUUCGAGUACGAAAACGACAAAUUCGAGUUUCUGUCCGAAUAUAAAUCAAGUGAUCCUCAACGAGGACUUGCUUUCAUGCCCAAGCGCGGUGUCAAUAUCCAUCAAAAUGAAGUCGUCCGUAUCUACAAAUCCGUGGCUGACACAUAUAUUGAGCCGAUAUCCUUCAUCGUGCCUCGUCGGUCUGAAAAUUUCCAAGACGAUAUUUACCCUCCCACCACUGGUAUUACGCCUGCUAUGAGCUCUGCUGAAUGGCAAGCAGGCAAGGAAGCUAUACCACCCAAGAUUUCCAUGGAGGGUAUCUAUGACGGCACUGGACUCAAGGAGGUGACUCCAACUCAAAACAAGCCGACAUCCACGAUAACCGCCGAUACUCCUAAGCCUACUGAAGCUCCCAAGUCUACUAUUGCAGAACCCGUCCGCGCAGAGCCUACCCCAGUGGUGGUGCGACCUGCCCCUUCAAUGAAAGACCAAGGUGCAUCCAUGGCCGCAAUGGUCGACAAGUUCGCCGACGAUGACGAGAAGGAAGAAGAAAUUGAUGACGCAUCCAGCUUUGAAGAAGUCACAAAGCCAGUGGAGCGAGCGACAGCCGCGCCUGUUGUCAGUAAACCAGCUCCUCCAAUCAAAGAAAAAGAAGCUACGACCCCUGUGACUUCUACACCCACUAUCGAAACACCAAAAAUUACCAUCGAAAAUCCUACUACUACCACUUCGACCUCUGUAUCCGACGACAUUGCCGAAAUCAAAGCAUUGAUUGCUCAGCAGACCAGGACCAUUGCAUCCCAAGCCGAACAGAUGCAGAAUCUUACUGCGGAAAUUGAAUCUCUGAAGGCCAAACUCAACUAAGCUUACUCCAAAUUAGUUGACCAGCUUUGUUUUUGUGUCUUGGUAUAAGCUAUACAGGAGGAAAAUUCCUUGAUGAGCUCUGUGUGGGCUUUUUUUAAUUGUCGCCGGAUAUCUUCUUUCUUCUUCUCCAUUUUUCUCUCGUUUAGUAUCUGUUUGUAAAGUCGAAGCAAGCGUUCCAUUUGGGUGCUAAAGGAAAAAUAUGUGUCACUCCUAUCAAUAUCAACAUCAACAUACUCUACAAGAAUGUGACAAAUACGAAUGAACAGAUAGGAAAUUUGAAAUGACAUUGUGCUAAAUAGGACUACUUACUAUAUCC